GUCGUGGCUUCCUGCUGCUGCUGCUGCUGCUGCUGGUUUCCUUUGCUUGUUCUUGUGGGCGGGCACUCGCUUUCGGAUUAUAAGGUUUCAGGCAGGCCCACCUUAUCUGCUGCCGGCCAAAAAAUAAAAAGAAACUUGCCCUGAUCAGACACAGACAUGUGGGCCAUGCUGGGACCUCUGUCAGUGACUGCUCUUAGCUUGCGAUGACUAGUUAUUAAGCAUCUCUGUGGACUGAAUUCCAACCUCAAACUCCAAGGCUGGGAUGCUUAAUUAGAUUUUUUUAUAUUUAAUUAAUUCCACAGCAGCUGUGUGCUACGCUGGUAUAUUCCAUAUGAAAACAACUAAUCAAGUCUGUCUUGAUGAUGGUUUCCCUUCCUUUUUGCGAAAAUGAAGUAGGCCUGACUCCAACCGUGGGCUCAUGGCCCAUCCAAAAAAUCAACAGCAACCAAUCAACAAAGUAGGCCCACCGCAAUCCGGCUACCUCACCACUUCUUCUCCAGUCUUCCUUCCAUCCCUUGGAAGAAGCCGCCUCCUCCUCCCCCUCCCCAGAUGAGGCACCCCGCCACGGCGCCGCUCUCGAGCCCCAAGUCUGGCGCCAUCAAGCGGCAGCGGCCGCUCAGCGACGUCACCAACCGCCUCCUCCCCGAGACCCCGACCCCCAUCAAACCCAGAAGGACUGGACUCCGGCCCCUCCCCACGCCCUCCGACGCCUCCUCGACCUGCUCCUCCACCGCAUCGGUCACGCCCGCACCCCAGCCUUCGUCCGCCGCCGUCAUCGAGGAGGAGCGCAGUGCGGUUAAAUCCCCCAUCUCCACGGUUUACGCGAGGCGCGGGACUACUGAGACUCGAAGGAGGAGGAGGACGAACCCCACCGCCACCACCCCCCCCAAGGGCAAGGAACCCGUUGCUGCUGCUGGAACGGCGAGUUGCCCUCCUCUUGGAAAAGCCACAAGGAAGAACAGCAGGAAAGACUCUAUGGCUCAGGAUACCCAGCCCAUUUCUUCUUCAGCUCCUUGUCAUGGAGCUAAAAAGAAGCGGCCCCCUCCAAGCAUACCCAAGUUGCCAGAAGACUUUGUGAAGAAGCAGAGAGCAUACUUUGCAGAUGUGGAUGCAUUUGACCUGCCCGAGGAAGAGGUGUCAGAAUCUGAGCUCGAGUGAAAACUGAAGCUGAUCCCAGAAUAUAUGGCCGUUUUUUCUGUACAGACGUAGUUUACUGGAAUUACGCUUACAAUGUAAGUUUGAGUUAUGGUGGUAGCAAUGUAUAGCUCUCGUAACACGAGGAAGAGGCAGUGUAACCCUUUAGUGAUCAGCGGUCAUUGGCCCACCAACGACCCUUUUAGCAUAGUAGUAUGACAAAUACUGAGACCUGAAACGAAGCAAGCUUUGGCUGCACGAGGAAAUGAGCCAGUUACUCAGUACUGGGCACUCGAUCUUUUAGCCUGUCCCGAAGCAGCUACUCUGGAUUAUAAUCUGUGCCCAUGUUUGUUCA
Messenger RNA from Panicum hallii, 1489 nucleotides. Its product is annotated as endochitinase A-like. The transcript has 4 exons. Lineage: Eukaryota; Viridiplantae; Streptophyta; Magnoliopsida; Poales; Poaceae. The record is from RefSeq and is a predicted model, not a curated record. Bases 550 to 1158 code for a protein of 202 amino acids.